Messenger RNA from Glycine soja, 1070 nucleotides. RefSeq names its product ervatamin-B. The record is from RefSeq and is a predicted model, not a curated record. Gene Ontology annotation, cellular component: lysosome. Gene Ontology annotation, molecular function: cysteine-type endopeptidase activity. Lineage: Eukaryota; Viridiplantae; Streptophyta; Magnoliopsida; Fabales; Fabaceae.
AUGAAGACAAUUACCACAUUAACCUACACUAUCUUCAAUCUUCUUAUCUUUUGUAAUGCAUGGAUAAGUGCAAGUGAAUGUCCUCCAAUGCACUGGUAUAAUUCAUCCAACCUAGAAGCCAUGAGGGUGAGGUUUGAAAGAUGGCUUAAACAAAAUGAUCAUUACAAAGAUAAAGAAGAAUGGGAGGUCCGUUUUGGCAUUUACCAAGCAAAUCUUGAGUAUAUAGAGUGCAAAAACUCCAAGAACUCCUACAAUCUCACUGACAACAAAUUUGCAGAUCUUACUAAUGAAGAGUUUGUUAGUCCUUAUCUGGGUUUUGGAACUAGGUUCCUUCCACAUACAGGAUUCAUGUAUCAUGAACAUGAGGAUCUUCCAGAGAGCAAGGAUUGGAGGAAGGAAGGAGCAGUAUCUGACAUCAAGGAUCAAGGCAAUUGUGGAAGUUGUUGGGCAUUUUCUGCAGUGGCUGCUGUGGAAGGAAUCAACAAAAUAAAAUCAGGGAAGCUGGUUUCUCUCUCUGAACAAGAAUUCAGAGACUGUGAUGUUGAAGAUGGAAACCAAGGCUGUGAAGGUGGCUUAAUGGACACAGCAUUUGCAUUCAUAAAAAAGAAUGGUGGUUUAACCACUUCCAAAGACUACCCUUAUGAAGGGGUAGAUGGCACAUGCAACAAGGAAAAAGCUUUACAUCAUGCAGCCAAUAUAAGUGGGCAUGUAAAAGUACCUGCUAAUGAUGAGGCUAUGCUCAAAGCUAAAGCUGCUGCUGCUAAUCACGAGUCAGUGGCAAUUGAUGCUGGAGGCCAUGCAUUUCAGCUUUAUUUAAAAGGUGUUUUCUCUGGCAUUUGUGGAAAGCAACUCAAUCAUGGUGUGACUAUAGUAGGGUACGGCAAAGGAACUUCUGAUAAGUAUUGGAUUGUGAAGAACUCAUGGGGUGCUGACUGGGGUGAAUCUGGUUAUAUUAGGAUGAAACGUGAUGCUUUUGAUAAAGCUGGUACUUGUGGCAUUGCCAUGCAAGCUAGUUACCCUCUCAAGGAUUAAGUAGUCCAGUGCUGUGGUUGUAGAAUUAAAAUUGUCAC